This is a messenger RNA of Camelina sativa (false flax), 1125 nucleotides long. The record is from RefSeq and is a predicted model, not a curated record. Lineage: Eukaryota; Viridiplantae; Streptophyta; Magnoliopsida; Brassicales; Brassicaceae.
AUGGAGCCACCAAGCGAGCCAAACCCUCCUAAUUGUCCGGCUACGCCACCAUCUCGGUGGUUGUUUUCGUCCUUACCGACGGACAUCGUUUUGAGUAUAUUGGCUCGCAUAUCAACGUCUUACUACCCAACGGUAUCUCUUGUCUCCAAGAGCUUCCGCUCGCUCAUCCUCUCUGACGCGCUCGACAUGGAACGAUCCUGCCUUGGAACCCGAAAACAAUGUGUUUAUGUCUGUCUACAAUCUCCCACCUAUCCUUUUGAUCGUAGAUGGUUCUGUCUCUGGAUUAAACCCUAUGAUCAUGAACCCCUAACCCACUGGAAAAUCGACGUCAAGGUUACCGGACAUUGGUUGCUACCAAUGCCCACUUCUUAUUCUCGUCGCUUACAAAUAUUCCACGAAACUAUUGGUUCAGAAAUAUACGAGAUCGGUGGACAAGACACGCCCUCCUCCUCGACCGACGUGUGGGUCUAUAAUAAGCUUACUGGCAAACGCAAAGCUCCCAGCAUGAUGGUGGCUCGUAAGAAUGCCCUUACGUGCGCCCUCGACGGGAAUCUAUACGUAAUGGGAGGGUGUGAACCAGAUGUAUCUACGCAUUGGGCUGAGGUUUUCUACCCGAAGACUCAAACUUGGGAACCUUUACCGGAUCCUGGAGUGGAGCUCCGGUACUCUUUGGUCAAGAAUCUUCAAGCGAAGCAAGGAAAAAUUUACGUGAGGAGCAAUAAGAAGAACUUUGUUUACCUUACAAAAGAAAGUAGGUGGGAAGUUGAUGAGGACUACUUGGGUGAGAGUAUGUGUGAGAUAGAGAAUGUAUGCUACCGUUAUGGUGAUAAAAAAUUGUGGUGGUAUGACACAAAGCGUGAAGAGUGGAGACUGGUCGAAGGUUUGAGUGGAGUUCACGCGAAAUACAAAACUCAUACUGAAAUAGGUAAUUGUGGUGGAAAACUCGUUGUCUUUUGGGACUAUGAGACGUCUCGUAUUACUGCAACCAAAGAAAUUUGGUGUGCUAUGAUCUCGCUUGAAAAGAGCCAUCAUGGUGAAGUUUGGGGCAAUAUUGAAUGGCUUGAUGCUGUGCUUAUAGCCCCUCGGUCGUAUACAUUCUCGCGUUGUGUGGACUCAUUGCAAUGA